AUGGAGGCUGAGCAUGUCGAAGAGGCACAGCGUGUGCAUCCGGGCUUUGUGACGGCGCUACUUGCCGGUGCAGCUUCGGGACUGUCGGUAGAUUUGCUGUUUUUCCCAGUUGACACGAUCAAAACACGUUUGCAAAGUGCUGAGGGAUUCUGGAGAAGCGGCGGCUUUGCGGGCGUGUAUCGCGGCAUGGGUAGCGUCGCUGUUGGCAGUGCGCCUGGUGCAUCGAUCUUUUUUGUCACAUAUGAAAUGUCUAAGUCCAUGCUUGCCCGCGUGAUCGAUCCCGACAACAGCAUGGAUGCGAAAAUCUCUUCCCCAGCCGUGCAUAUGGCUGCAGGCACAAUUGGUGAGAUGGCUGCCUGUAUGGUGCGUGUGCCGACGGAGGUUAUCAAGUCUCGGCAGCAGACCUCUGCGUAUGGUCGCAUAUCAUCUUUCCAUGCGUUCCGCCAUGUCGUUGCACAAGAAGGGGGCCGUGGGUUGUAUCGCGGCUACGGCAGCACAAUAUUCCGCGAGAUCCCCUUCACAUGCAUCCAAUUCCCCUUGUAUGAGUUCCUCAAGCAGCACAUGGCCGGCUAUAAACAUGAGCCUACAUGGUGGCAAGCUGCGAGCUCUGGCAGCAUAGCUGGUGCCGUCGCCGCGGCUGUCACAACACCGUUGGACGUGAUCAAGACGCGUAUCAUGCUUUCAAAAGUGACGCCUGGCACGCCCCAUGGCCCAAGCGCACGCAUUCUUCCUAUGCUGUCGCAUGUCAUACAAGAGGGUGGGAUUCGAGCGUUGUUCGCUGGUGUGGCGCCGCGCACACUCUGGAUCGGUGUUGGCGGCGCUGUGUUCCUGGGCACUUUUGAUGUUACGGCCAAACUCCUGGAAAGAUGCUAG
This is a messenger RNA of Malassezia globosa CBS 7966, 873 nucleotides long. RefSeq lists its product as uncharacterized. Gene Ontology annotation, cellular component: mitochondrial inner membrane. Gene Ontology annotation, molecular function: S-adenosyl-L-methionine transmembrane transporter activity. Lineage: Eukaryota; Fungi; Basidiomycota; Malasseziomycetes; Malasseziales; Malasseziaceae. The record is from RefSeq and is a predicted model, not a curated record. Bases 1 to 873 code for a protein of 290 amino acids. The transcript is spliced from 2 exons. Gene Ontology annotation, biological process: transmembrane transport.